AUGCACCACUUCUCGAGCGAGGCGUCGGAGGUCACGAACCUCCUCGACGACAGCAAGAUGGAGGAGCUGCGCAAGGCCGAGGCCAAGGCGUCGAAGCGGGCCAUGGACUGGGCGCGCGCGGGCGCGCAGCGCGAGGGCUUCUCCGAGAUCGCGUGGCGCGAGGGCCUCUACAACUUCCCCAUCCCGCUCUGGUACCGCGCCGCCGCGAUCUGGUGCCGCCACCUCCUGAGGACGGCGCUCUUCGAGGCGCUCAUCAACGGGACGAUCCUACUGCUGCAGUUCGUGCUCUUCGUGACCAUCUGCAUGGAGCCCGGCGGCGGCCGGCCGGACCAGCCCGCCCUCUACGCGGCGGGCAAGGCCGUGGACCACUUCGCCGCGCUCGUCUUCUUCUGCGAGAUCGUCAUCAGAGGCGUCGCGGAAGGGCCGCGGCCGCUCCACUUUUUUCUCGGGCCCGACCGGCUCGAGAACGUCUUCGACCUCGGCGUCGCCGUCGCGACGGUCGUCAUCGUGCUGGAGGGCCACGGGGCGAUGAUCGUCGUCCAGAUGCUGCGCAUCCUGCGGCUCAUGAAGUUCCUGAACAACUACAGCGCGACGCGGGUGAUCGUGCGGGGCAUGUACUCGGGCCUCCGCGCGACGGGCGCCAUCAUGACGCUCCUCUUCAUGAUCAUGUACGUCUACGCGAUCCUGGGCGUGCGCGCCUUCCGCCACAACGACCCCGUCCACUUUGGGACGGUGCAGCAGGCCAUGCUCACGCUCUUCGUGAUCUCGACGUUGAACGACUGGCAGACGAUCUAUCUCGUCAACUACCACGGCUGCGACAAGAUGUACCAGCACGAGCACGACCCCACCCUGGCGGACUUCUACGGCAGCGACAGCGACCGCAAGUUCUCGACGAAGCUCGGCACGUUCUACAACGACCGCUGCGACCGGUCCGAGGCGUCGCCGGUGACGGCGCAGAUCUAUUUCUACUCCUUCACGAUGCUCACGGCCUUUGUGGUCUUCUCCCUCUUCGUGUCCGUCAUCGAGAUGGGCAUGUUCGAGACCAUGGAGGAGCUCGAGGCGGAGGCGCGCGAGGCCGCCGCGGAGCUCGAGGACGCGCCCGAGUUUGGCCUCCGGGGCUCCAUCGAGAUGGCCCGGGCCUCCGUGUCGGACCAGGUCGGCUGCGACGACUCGACGGACCACGUGCAGCGCCACCGCGCGAAGCACCGGACCGCGGAUUUCGCGUCGAUCACCAAGGGCGCGGGGCUCCAGGUCGACGCGCUCGGCAGCGACGCGCCCGCGGACGCCGGCGGCGACGCGCGGGACACGCGGGACGCCAUCGAGCUGUACCUCGACGGGCCGAGGAGCUUCGAGUUCCGGGCCGCGCUGCGGCGGCUCUACGAGGCGGACCCCGACAUGCCCCUCGACGAGGGCGGCGGCGCGCGCUUCGUCAUCGCCGUCAACGCCGUCUGCAGCAGCGCCGCGUUCCAGAACGCGGUGACCUUCGCGAUCAUCGUCGCCUGCGCGGUCCAGGGCGUCGACGCGAACCGCGUCGCGGAGGGCGGCGCGACGGGCGCGGCGAUCUUCUACACGGAGAUCGCGAUCUGCGUCGUCUUCGUCGCGGAAUGCGCGCUCAAGAUCCUGAGCCACGGCGCGCGGCCCUGGCGCUACCUCUACAGUUCGUGGAACUGCUUCGACUUCGCCGUCGUCGCGUUCACGCUCGUCGCGUACCUGCCGGGCAUGAGCGGCCUGCCCGCGAUCUCCAUGUUGCGGUUACUACGUUUGCUCAAACUCGUGCGGUCCUACCCGGCGCUCCACGUCGCCGUCCAGUCGCUGCUGCGCGCCUUCAAGCAGGUCGUCUACGUCGGCGUCGUCAUGGCGCUGAUCAACUUCAACCUCGCCGUCGUCGGCAUGCACCUCUUCCGCGGCAACGACCCGGGCCGCUUCGGCACGCUCGCGGCGGCGAUGGUGUCCAUCUGGGGCGUGUCGACGCUCGACGCCUGGGACGCGGCGCUCUACACGAACAUGUACGGCUGCGAGCGCUACGGCUACCCCCACGGCGGCCGGGCCUGCAACGACGCGACGGCCUACGGCUGGAUCGCCGUCGGCUACUUUGUGUUCAUCGUCAUCAUCGGAGGCCUCGUGCUCCCGACGGUGCUCAUCGGCAUCAUCUCCAUCGCCUUCGAGGAGUCGACGGAGGAGAUGCGCCUCGAGAGCCUGGCGAACGGCGUCAUCGACUCCAUGAAGGCGCGGGUGCUCGACUGGGACGCGGGGCCGCGGAUCCUCUCGGAGAUGAAGCACCUCGAGGCGGGCUACCGCGCGCUCGCCGCGGAGCAGUCGCGGGCGCUCGGCUUCGGCGGCGACGACGAGGAGACGGUCGCGGCGAGCGGGCUCGACGAGGAGGUGAUCCUGGCGCUCUGCCGGUUCGUGUUGGACCACCACACGCACUGGCUCGACGAGAAGACGCUGACGAUGAUGGUCCACGCGCUCGACGAGCAGCACGACAAGCGGUACAAGCUGCCCCAGCUGCUCUGGAUCCUCUUUUUCACGGCGAAGCUCCAGAUCGACGCCGAGGAGGGCGCGCUGCUCGAGACGAGCCGCCAGUCCCACGGCUCCAAGCUCGACGUGUCGGCGCUCUCGGGCCUCGACGACGAGACCGAGGACUCCAAGUGCUCCAUGCUCGACGACGUCGUCGCGGGCUUCAUGCCCGGCAUGUCGAAGCUGCCGUCCCUGCCGCCGUCGCCGACGCUGCCGUCCAUGCCGCCCUCGCCGACGCUGCCGUUCGCGCUGCCGUCCCUCCCCGAGGACGCCGUCCCCGCGGCGUUCCGGCUACCGGAGGACCUCGAGGUCGACGCGCCGCCGCAGCGCACGCACGCGGCCUCGACGACGAACAUGAUGCCCAGCACGCCGAGCGUCGACACGGGCGACGACGACAGCCGCGGCCGCGGGCCCCGCCGGCCCGCGCGGUCGAACGCCGCGCGGCGGUCCGCGAGCGCGCGCCGCGUCUCGCCCUCGGCGCCCUCGGGCGCGGCGGCCGGCGCCGCGGCCUCCUCCUCCUUGGGCGCCGCGCGGCAGAAGGGCUCGAGCUUUUCGCGCCACGUCGCGAGGUCGUCGGCCGACUCGGCGCAGAGCUUCCACCGCUGGCCCUGCGCGUGGCUCAGGAUGAGCACGCUCCGCGUCGGCGCGUCCUCGAUGCUCUCCGUCGUCGUCAGCGCCGCGCGGCUCUGGACGAGGUUGAGGCUGCCGCGGCACUUCUCCAGGGCCGCGCUCUCGAAGUAG
Aureococcus anophagefferens is the source of this 3258-nucleotide messenger RNA. RefSeq lists its product as hypothetical. The transcript has 3 exons. Gene Ontology annotation, biological process: transmembrane transport; monoatomic ion transport. Lineage: Eukaryota; Pelagophyceae; Pelagomonadales; Pelagomonadaceae. Gene Ontology annotation, cellular component: voltage-gated sodium channel complex; plasma membrane. Gene Ontology annotation, molecular function: voltage-gated sodium channel activity. The coding region runs from base 1 to 3258 and encodes 1085 amino acids. The record is from RefSeq and is a predicted model, not a curated record.